Messenger RNA from Phytophthora nicotianae INRA-310, 2863 nucleotides. RefSeq lists its product as hypothetical. The record is from RefSeq and is a predicted model, not a curated record. Gene Ontology annotation, molecular function: metal ion binding. Bases 189 to 2777 code for a protein of 862 amino acids. The transcript has a single exon. Lineage: Eukaryota; Oomycota; Peronosporomycetes; Peronosporales; Peronosporaceae.
CCGUCCUAAGUGAGCGCCAAAGCUGCACCCGGUGUACUGGAGCUCCAGGCCCCGUCCGAAAAGACUCACCUGGCGCGACCAGCGCCAUUAAAAUCCGCGGUGACCUUGGGUAUUCAUCGGGUGUGCGCUCUGACGGCUUGAACAGCUCCGCAACAACCUUAUAGUGACCACCGGGCGGUGUAUAGAGCAUGGAGAUCCAACAACACAAGCGGGUGGCCAUCACGUCGUCCUUCUUCCCCGUGGACGAGAGUCUGCUUCCCCAAUUGAACAUCUCGCCAGCACAGCAUGAGGAACUGCGUCGAUAUGCACUGCAAGCGGCACUGGACACAGUCCGCGACGGACCGACGUGGGGACGCUCCAACAUCGAGCGUGCCGUAUCUAGCGGCUGGAAGGUGCUCUCAGCUCGACCCACGGCUUGCUUCAUGACGAAGCGACAAACCAAGAAGAAGAAGAAGAACAAACGACAGACACAGCAGAGGGAACAGGUACAAGAAGAAGACGAUAAACGGAUGACGCCUCCAACUCCACGCGUCACGAUCCCGGGGGUCACGAGCCUGGGCAGCUUCCAUGGUUCCGACAUCGUUCGGGGCCAGAGAAGCUUCCAACCUUUCGCACCUGUUCCCUUAGAAGCCGCCAGUGGGCAGCACUUUAUGGCUCACGCAGUGCUGCCUAACUCACUGGAAGACGUCAUGAACACGCUGUACUGUGAACACACGCGCGAGAUGCGAGCAUUGAAGCGGAAAGUAUACGGUGAAGCAGCUUUGGAUUGCUGCGUCUUACAGACUCUCGAAGGAGCUACACUCGAAGACCCGUUCUGGUAUUUAGGACUCAAGUGGUUGGCUUUACGUUCACCUAUGCAAGCGUUGAUGGCAAGUCGAGAGUUUGUGUAUCUCGAGCAUCUAGGCACGCACGUGGACCCGGAAACAGGACGUCGGAUGUUGUAUCGAGUGACCCAGUCCGUACACGUUCGAGGAUAUGGCGGACAGGACUCGUACUUCGGUCUCACACGUGGACAUAUCGAAGCUGCGUUCGUGUACUGGAUGGACGACGAGAAUGAAGUGAGAAACCCCUUGUUGCACGUGUGUGCUAAGGGCAGAAUCCACAUGAAAGGCAGUAUGCCGGACGCCGUUGUGUACAAGUAUCUCAAGUCAUUUUGGCGCUCUGAGCGUUCGCUGUUCCCUGCUAACAGGUCGUCUGGAUCCUCACUUGGCGUCACUAUGACUGACCAGGACGGCGUGGAGCAACCACCGAAGAAAUCGUCAAAGAAGAAGAAGAAGAGGAAGUCAAGACGUCGUAGGGUUCCGACCGGUCCACCGCUUGAGAUGGCGCACGAAUGGGUCGCUGAUGAGCUCCGUCCACGUUGCUCUGUGUGCAACAAGAAAUUCCGUCUUGUAAGACGCUUCAAGCACCAUUGUCGGGCCUGUGGUGAAGUUAUCUGUCGUGAAUGCACGUUCCAAUACCGCGUCAAUGUUCGUGCAACUCAAAGCUUCCGUGGUUUGCGCGGCACUAUAGCAACGCCGGGUGAUCUCGCCUCGGACACUAAGGCAGCCGCGGAUGAGCCUCCAUCCAUGAAAUUCGACGAGACAAUGACCUGUAGCUUUGACAACCAAGUGGAGGAAGAAGAAAGCAAAGGAGGGGAGUUCGACGCGAGUUUGAGCUUGGUGAAUGCAAGGAAAGCUGUCAAUGGGCCGCUAGAGACGGCUGUGCUUGGUGGUGACUCGAUAGUGUGUGUGGUGAUGGCCAAGGUGUGUCUCCGCUGUCUGCACAGCGUCCCGCUCGUGAACAAGUCUUCACAACGGCGAAGGCACAGCGAGAUGGCACUCAAUGGAGCGCUCCCUGCUACAAGCGACACAGACUUUGGUUUGACUUCGGACUACCACCUGCGUCCUCAAACCUGGACACCGGACAACAGGGAAGUGGAAGAACUCGACGGUCUUGACGACGAACCGGGUCAAACUGGAGGCGAACUGGAUCUCCCGAUGCUGGUAGUGGAUGAUGAGGACAACGAGAGUGUUGAUGGUCUUGCUGAGAUGAAGCGAAGACCGGGAUCGUAUGCAUUCGACGUGAGAGCUGGGUCGUCCAUGUAUGUUCGACCAGGCUCAUAUGCUCAAGAGUGGAAUGGACAUGAGGACGGAGCGCUCGACAGUCAUGCUAACCACGAACGUGUGGUGAUUCUGUCUCCUCACGCGUUAUCCACUUCGUCCUCUGUUACGUCAGCACAGUUGAAGGAGUUCAUGGAGAAGGACGAGAGCAGCUACGACAGCAGUCAACACAGCGGCGAUAUCCCCAGUGAUCUCGACAAUGAUGACAACGACUCCAUCCAGUUCUACCCGACACAGACGAAUCGUGUGUCGGACGAGGAGUCCAAGCCCCCACCUGAAGACAGUCACGGACGCGUGAGCAGCUACACGGCAGGCUUCGACCCGAACAGCCUGUUCGAGCUGAAAGAUGAGGAAGAUGAACUCGCUGCUAGCGCUGCAACGGCUAAAGCCACUGUGAGCGCUACCGAGCGAGUGUUGCGCCGUAUGCGCGACCUACAGGACGAAGCCCUGUACCAAACCCGCCAGAUCCCGUCGCCGUCGCCGUCUACGACUUCGUUGUUCAGCGAAGACGACGAAUACAGCGAGAUCGACGAGCCCAUGCAAGAUCUCCGUCAAGCACUCGCACAAGUGGAAAGCUCGCUGGCGGAUCAAGCUCGUAUCCUUUUUACCAUCGAACAGGAGCGCAAAAAGGAGGCAGCAGCAGCGGUCUCCACAAUUACCGCUGCCAAGGUGUAAAUGGAUGAAGCGUUAGAGUUCGUACGAACAUUUUAUUCACUGUAUUUCGUUUUUUAAUCAAGCGUGUGCUAGAAUUUUUUGUCACG